Paraglomus brasilianum is the source of this 1782-nucleotide messenger RNA. The record is from the annotation of a GenBank genome assembly. Lineage: Eukaryota; Fungi; Glomeromycota; Glomeromycetes; Paraglomerales; Paraglomeraceae.
AUGCCAUCCUAUGAUGAGUUAGAGAAGACAGGAAACGCUUCCUCAUACAUAAUAUUCCAGAGAACAGUUGAGCGAUGGCCAGAUAGAGAAGGAUUUGUAUUCGAAGGGAGAUCGUGGACGUACGCACAGGCUGAACGACAAAUAGAUAAAUUGGCAUCAUGGUUACGUACGAAGAAUCUACAAACCAAAGAUACCGUCUCAAUCUUUAUGAGCAAUUCUGAUCUAUUUGUCUUUAUCAUAUUGGCAUUACAAAAGCUUGCCCACCCCACAUCCCUUGUCAACAUUUACCUUCGCGACAAUGCUCUUAAUCAUGCUAUUACGACCUGCGAACCUAAGCUGAUUAUUGCAUCUGAAGAUACCAUUGAACGUAUUAAGGGUAUUAAUUAUGCAAGUGUUGGACUUGUCGAGCUGAAAUAUGCAAGAGAGAAUAAUGAAAGAAGCGAGACAAUCGCAAGAGAAGGAAUUGAGGUUGUUCAUUUAACAGAGUUAGAGGAGGGCGAGAAAUUGCCAAUGGUGAAAACCGAGGGAUUAGAUACUGCCUUCUUUAUUUAUACUAGUGGAACUACUGGAUUAUCUAAGGCAGUUUGUAUGCCUCACAAAGCCUUUGUCGUGUUUGGUCUGUUCAAUUCACAUCACGCCGAUCUAGCGCCUAACGAUAGAUGUUAUUGUUGCCUUCCUCUUUAUCAUACGUCGGCAUUGGGUACAACAUUAUUUAGAACCAUCGGUGCAGGAGUAACUAUUAUUAUCGGACGCAAAUUCAAUGCAAGGACGUUCUGGAAAGAAUGUCGCGAAAGUAGAGCUACAUCAUUUCAACAUGUAGGUGAAUUGUGCCGAUAUUUAAUGCUCCAACCCCCCUCGCCUGACGACAGAAACCAUUCAGUUGAACUUAUAAUUGGAAAUGGAUUAAAAGCAGAUAUUUGGGAGGCGUUCAGAGAGCGGUUUGGUGUAAAAUACAUUUUUGAAUUCUACGGUCAGACCGAGGGGCAAGUGGGAUUUUACAAUUAUAACGCCGGUCCUUAUGGAGUUGGGGCGGUUGGAUUACGAGGGCCUCUGCAAAGGCUUCUUCUCCGAGGCACCCGACUUGUAAAGUUUGACUACGAAACCGAAAUGCCCUAUCGUGACCCAAAAACAGGAUUCUGUGUCGAGGCAGGUGCCAACGAACCGGGUGAGGCCAUCGGAGCAAACGUACCCGGAUUCACGAUACCCAAAUCAUAUUUGAAAAAUGAUAAAGCAAACGAGAAUAUAUUUCUACGAGAUGUCUUUGAAAAGGGGGAUGCCUGGCAACGUUCGGGAGAUCUACUUAAGAGAGAUAAAGACGGGCGUAUUUAUUUUGUUGAACGAAUUGGAGAUACGUUCAGAUGGAAAGGCGAAAACGUUGCAACAGACGAGAUAGCCGAUUGCAUAUCUAACAAGCCUUUUAUAUCCGAAGUCGUUGUAUAUGGUGUUUCUAUUCCUCAUUAUGAUGGCCAAGCUGGCAUGGCUACUCUAGUGUUGGAGAAGAAAGACAACCAAGUGGUUAAGCAGGUCACUCAGACUUUAUUCAAGACGUUACUCGAUGAUGGAGUUCCCAAUUAUGCUAUUCCGAGAUUUAUUAGAUUCGUAGAUAGGAUUCCUAUGACGGUGACUCACAAAUAUCAAAAGGCGCGACUAAAACAGGAAGGAAUUGAUAUAGAAAAAUGUGGAAAAGGUAAAUUAUUUGUAAUUGAUAGGGAGAAGAUGAUUUAUGUUCCACUCGAGGGGGAAAAUCAUAAAGCCGUCACCUCAGGGACAGCCAAGUUGUAA